Molecule: messenger RNA, 537 nt
Organism: Paramecium tetraurelia
Lineage: Eukaryota; Ciliophora; Oligohymenophorea; Peniculida; Parameciidae
Exons: 1
Source: RefSeq, a predicted model, not a curated record
AUGUAAUCAUCAAUUAAUAAUACAACAACAAUCACAUCAAAUGGAAACUGCUAUAAAUAACAAUGCUCCAGAAUCGAUGUCAUUAAUUAAAUUAUUGCCAAAAAAUAAAAUACCAACAACAACCAAUUUUAGGUGAAAUUUUAGCAAUUUUAUAGAGACAGGAUGCAAUUAAAUAAAAUAUAAAAAAAGGAUAAACUAGAAUUACAUGAUUAAAUACUAAGACUAUAUAAAAGUAAUUAGGUUGCUCAAUAAAUAAAUCUAACUAUCUCUUCCUAAGAAAAAACAUUCGUCUAAUCAUUUUCCAAACCAAUGAAAAUGUCAAUUGACAGAAGACGACCUAGAUCAUAAUCAACACAUAGAAGCACUUUUACCUCUCCAAAAACUACAAGACCAAUUCUAAAGGAUGUUUUGAGGAUCUCUCCCAAAUAUAUUAGCAAUAGAACAACUAUAUCAUCCAGAAACGAUACUAGAUCUAUUAGAAAAAACAUAUUUUUAGAUGCAUUGAUCCUUCAAUAGGAUAGUCAAGAUUUAUUCUGA